UCUUUACCCUAAUCAAUUGGGCAUCUUUUUCCUGAGCUUGUCGUCCCCAAUCCAGAAUUUUCAGGUUCUGCACCAAGAUUCUCCUUCUUCCGCCGCCGCCGCCGCCGCAACCGCAACCGCAACCGCGUACUUCCACUUCGUAGUGAACUAGGAUUUGAAAAUUGGGGCGAUUUUACAUACGCUUUUUCUCAACUUCGCCACUCUUUUCCCUCUCGAUUUUAUCCAGUGGUUAUUCUCCGCUUCCUUUUGUUCCUGGAGCUGCUGUGCAGAGGAAUUGUUACGGUGAAGGAGAGCAGAAGAGGAGAGGUUGAUCUCCGGUGACUAAAUUGUAGAGCUCGUUACUGCACAAUCACCGGCCCUAAUUGAACACUUAGCUUCCUCGUCGACCAUUAACCGAACGCCCCCACUAUUUUCCUUCCUCUCUACCUACCAACCUUCUCUACGCUGACAGCGAAGGGAGUUAGUGGGAAUGAAUUUAGUGAUGAACAACCACCACCCCAAUUUGGGGCCGGUUUUACUAGAUCCGUCGCCGAUGGGAAUCAUCGGCGAGAGCUUAGGUAAGCCGUCUAUCUAUUUUUCGGCUACUGAUACUCCUUACCUCGCACCUCGCCUAGGACACGUCGUUGUUGGAAAAUUCCCCCUCUCAAUCCCCACCUCCCAACAUAUCCAAAACGCUUUUGCUAACAUGAAUUUUGUUGGAUGUUCAUGGAAAUAUUUAGAUGAUAGGCAUGUUCUCAUUGAACUGUCUGAUUUUACUGACUAUGUUAACUUGCUUAAUGGACCUAAUGGCAUACCUGUGUGGUUCAUUGAACAACAUCCUAUGCGUGUGUUUGAAUGGACAACUGAGUUUGAUCUGUCAUUUGAAUCCCGUAAUGUUGCUGUUUGGUGUAGUCUAUUUGCCUUGCCUCUGCGUUUCUUUGAUACUGCCACCCUAUUCGCAAUUGGUAGAAUUUUUGGCAAUCCUAUUAAAAUAGAUCACGCGACUAUCACACGCUCUAGAAUAUCCUUUGCUAGAAUGUGUGUGGAAAUAGACAUAUCCAAACCACCACCAAAGAAGUUUGUGCUUGAUAUUGGUGGACGUGAAAUCACCCGAAGGGUGAAAUGGGACAAGAUCCCUCUGUUUUGCAUGGAUUGUCGAAAUGUGGGGCAUUCAAAAGUGACAUGCUGCAAAACUUUUAGGAAGAAAAGAAAAAGACCAAUCCCUCUGUUUCGCAUGGAUUGUCGAAAUGUGGGGCAUUUGAAAGAGACAUGCUGCAAAGUUUUUAGGAGGAAAAGAAAAAGACCAAAGAGAGACUAUAACAGAGCUGUGCAAAUGCCCACUGAUCAAACUACAAGAAGAAAACCCACCAGAUCUGCCUUUACAGGAGCCACGGAUUUGGGUAUUGGUAUACAAUGUGAGACGUUGCACGGUAAUGAAGAGGACGACUUCAUGCUACCAAAUCCACUGCGACCUAGGAUUAUGAGGUCCCUUCUUGUGCAGUGGCAGCCUCCAGAUCAUCCCUGGGUCAAGCUUAACACUGACGGCUCCUUUGCCGCAGGAUCGGGGCAGGCAGGAGGAGGAGGACUGGUGCGGGAUUCAGACGGCAUGCUCCUUGGUGCCUUCUGCACCCCCCUCGCCGCUACUUCAGGCUUUGAAGCGGAGCUUCUUGCUCUAUGUCAAGGUUUGUUGAUGGCAAAGGAGCAGGGGGACCAUGUUUGGAUUGAGCUUGAUGCGGCUGCUAUUGUCACCAUGCUUAAAUCGGGGAAGCAAGGCCCAACAGCUCUCCGACACACAAUAGUUCAGAUCAGGCUCCUCCUUCGGCAGAUUCAAUACAAGAUCACUCACAUACCCCGUGAAGGCAAUCGCGCAGCAGACUUUUUGGCAAGCAGAGGGACCCAAACCUCUGACCUCACUGUUUAUGAUCAUAUUUCUGCGCCACCAAUUCUGAAGGCACUUGUUAGGAUGGACCAAUGGGGUUAUCCUAACCUCAGAUUUAAAUUUGAGGAUGGGUUACUAAAUUAUUCUAAUUAGUAAUAUCUGCUUGGGCGUGUCUAUCACUUUGUUACAUCUCCACAACUGUGGUUUGUUUAGCUUAUUUACAUCAGUUUCAGAUCGAAGCUAGAGCUGUGCACCUGUGUUUGGCCUCUUAUUCUGUUUGUCCAAGGCCACGAAUCCACUAUAUUGUCCAAUUACACACCCCAAAUCCCUCAUCCCCUGCUGUUUUGGCCUCUGUUUCUGCUAUGACCCUUCUGCAGCGUUAACCAAAGUUAAGUCUCACCUGUAAUAAGUUCGUCCUGUAUACUAAAACCCUUGUUUCUGAUUUUUCAUAGUUGAUUUCUUGAGCAGUGGGCUGUAAUAGGUAGUUGAACUUGCACUGAUGUCCCCAAAACAGCAUUCCCAGUUAAGAUAUUCAGGUUCUUCUAACAAACUGACACCAGCAACCUCUAUGAUCUCAUUAAUCGUAGCAAUUAACAGUAUUUCAUUUGUACCAGUUGUAUUAUGCUCUUCUUUCAUUUUUUAUGCAGGUCUGCUGUCAAUAAUUGGAUCUGGGGAUCAAGCAAAUGAACUUUACAAGGAGGCACUUCCCAUCAUCUUCCAAACACUGUGUUCCAUGGAUGAACCAUCAUUUAUACCAGUAAUUUAAAUGCUUAAUCAAAAGACACUGAAAUUGUGCAGGGUUCUUUAGCUAUAAGCGCGUUUGUCUGUCCAGAUAUUUUUGUGAAAGUAGCUGCCAUGUAGAGAAUAUGGGGUGUGGUCUGUUGGUGGUGUAUGUCCAAUAAUAGCUUUGUGAUACUGAUACAGACUGGCUCCCACCUUAACUCGAACAGAUACUGUUUGUAGUUUGUUAUCCUUUAUUCGAAGCUUUUUGUUGGUUUUUUACAUUUCCAUAUACAAUUCAAAAGCAUAACAUUCUAAUUUGUUUUUACGUUUCUCAGGUUUUGUCCAGCCAUUACCGCUUGGUCGUUUAUCCUGACCAUAACCAACCUUAAUCAACAUCUCUGGAUAUAUCAGCCUUGGAUGCUCUACGUGUUCCCAUCUACAUCUAAGACGGGAAAAUGCGCCACAUUUGCUGGUUUGCUUUCCUUGUCGCUAUUUUCUAAUACGAUUUCACAAUAAUUCUAUGUUUAAUUUAGCUAAACUCUACUAUUCCGAUAGGAAAGUGCAUUUAUGCAUGAUGUAUUUAAUGCCAUUAUUGUCGGUCAUCAAAGGAGGGGGGUUGUGCUUAUUAUUGUGAUAGAGAAAAGCUUAGUAUGUAACUUUUUUUUUUUGAGAAACUGUUAGUUUGUAGCAACUUAUUAUACCAUGAACUUGUUAAUUCACAGGUACAUGGAAAAGUAUUAGGACUAAUACUAGUAUUCAGUUUCUUCAAAGUAGUAAAAAUUAUUUUGGUUGGAAUGCA
This is a messenger RNA of Salvia splendens (bonfire salvia), 3380 nucleotides long. RefSeq lists its product as uncharacterized. Bases 470 to 2011 code for a protein of 513 amino acids. Lineage: Eukaryota; Viridiplantae; Streptophyta; Magnoliopsida; Lamiales; Lamiaceae. The transcript is spliced from 3 exons. Gene Ontology annotation, molecular function: nucleic acid binding; RNA-DNA hybrid ribonuclease activity. The record is from RefSeq and is a predicted model, not a curated record.